Aspergillus puulaauensis is the source of this 2097-nucleotide messenger RNA. It is a transcript of the gene AGC1, whose product is annotated as citrin. Lineage: Eukaryota; Fungi; Ascomycota; Eurotiomycetes; Eurotiales; Aspergillaceae. The transcript has 3 exons. Gene Ontology annotation, molecular function: L-glutamate transmembrane transporter activity; calcium ion binding; L-aspartate transmembrane transporter activity. Bases 1 to 2097 code for a protein of 698 amino acids. Gene Ontology annotation, biological process: aspartate transmembrane transport; L-glutamate transmembrane transport; malate-aspartate shuttle. The record is from RefSeq and is a predicted model, not a curated record.
AUGACAAGCGUCAAGGAAGCCGUCAAAGAGUCCUUGGUCGGCGCCACUGUCGACGAGCCCAACCUGUCCAGGCAGGUCAAGGCCAACUUCCUCAAGCAUGCUCGCAAGGAUGCCGAAACUGGCGAGCUGUACAUGACCGAGCCCGACUUUGUCGAGGCCAUCGCUCCCAAGCACGAGGACUACCACAAGAUCAAACGUGAACACUAUGGUAUCCUUUUCAGAGUCGCCGAUUCCCGCCGGUCCGGUCGAAUCAACGUCCACGACUGGGCUACCUUCGAGAACCUGCUCACAAAGCCCGAUGCCGAGUACGAGAUUGCCUUCCGCCUCUUCGAUACCGAUGGGACGGGCACCGUCAAGUGGGAGAACUUCCAGAAGCUAUACAACGAGAACAAGACACAGGAGAGCAUACCCUUUGACUGGAACUCUGAGUGGGCGGCUCUGUACACUGGAAAGACCAAGACCCGGCACGACAUGACAUACCCCCAAUUCGCGCAGAUGCUGAGAGGCUUGCAAGGGGAGCGCAUCCGACAGGCCUUCCACGUGUUCGACAAGGAUGGCGACGGCUACAUCGACCCGGAAGAUUUCCAGCGUAUCAUCCUGGAGACCUCCAAGCACAAGCUGUCGGACUAUGUGCUGGAAAACCUUCCGAGUCUGUGCAACAUCUCCGCGGGCACCAAGAUCUCAUAUGCUACUGUUCGUGCGUUCCAAAACGUGAUGCGCGAGAUGGACAUGAUCGACUUAGUUAUUCGCGAGGCCACGGACAAGAGCGACGAUGGUAAGAUUACGCGUUCCGAUUUCCUCAAUGCCGCCGCUCGCCUUACGCGAUUCUCCCUCUUCACCCCUAUGGAGGCCGAUAUCCUGUUCCACUUUGCCGGUCUCGAUGCGCCCUCUGGCCGUCUUUCGAAAAAGGACUUUUCCAAAGUCAUUGAUGCAUCGUGGCGCAUUCCCGUCGCGGCUGCUGGACAGGCCAUUACUACUGCGACCGGCGCUGCGCAGAAAGCUGCUGAUACGACAAAGUCCCUGCUUCACGGUGUUCUUGAGUCUGCCCACCACUUUGCGCUAGGCAGUCUUGCGGGUGCCUUUGGUGCUUUCAUGGUGUACCCCAUUGAUCUUGUCAAGACGCGGAUGCAAAACCAGCGCUCGAGCCGUGUCGGUGAGAGACUGUACAAUAACUCGAUGGACUGCGCCCGGAAAGUCAUUCGCAACGAGGGUUUCACGGGUCUUUACUCGGGUGUUAUUCCUCAGCUGAUCGGUGUCGCGCCUGAGAAGGCCAUCAAGCUGACUGUCAACGACCUUGCUCGUGGAUUCUUCUCCAACAAAGAGAACGGCAAGAUCAAGACCUACCAGGAGGUUAUUUCCGGUGGUACUGCGGGUGCUUGUCAAGUUGUUUUCACCAACCCAUUGGAAAUCGUCAAGAUUCGCCUGCAGGUCCAGGGUGAGAUCGCCAAGAACGUCGAGGGAGCCCCUCGCCGUUCCGCGCUUUGGAUCGUCAAGAACUUGGGUCUGGUCGGUUUGUACAAGGGUGCCAGCGCCUGUUUGCUCCGUGACGUCCCCUUCUCCGCCAUCUACUUCCCUACAUACUCCCACCUCAAAACCGACUUCUUCGGAGAAUCCCGAACGCACAAGCUCGGCGUCGUCCAGCUCCUCACCGCCGGUGCGAUCGCCGGUAUGCCCGCUGCCUACCUUACAACGCCCUGCGACGUGAUCAAGACCCGUCUCCAGGUCGAAGCUCGCAAGGGCGAGAAGGCAUACACCGGUCUGCGCCAAUGCGCGGCAUCAAUAUUGAAGGACGAGGGUUUCAAGGCCUUCUUCAAGGGUGGUCCCGCUCGUAUCCUGCGUUCAUCACCACAGUUCGGUUUCACUCUUGCUGCCUACGAAGUCCUCCAGAAGUGGCUCCCAAUGCCCGGCACCCAGGAGGUCUCCCCUACCGGCCAGGUUGAGCCCGGUGUCGGCGUACCCGUCGCCAAAGAACCCCUCCCUUACCUUCGAUCAAGGAACGCCCUGAAACUCAUCCUCGACCUCGACGAGAACAUUGGCCGCGUCCCUAUCCCCGACACCCAGCGGUGGCCUAAGUUGAUCCGGCCCACAGGCCAAUAG